This is a messenger RNA of Spea bombifrons (plains spadefoot toad), 864 nucleotides long. Its product is annotated as cystatin-C-like. The record is from RefSeq and is a predicted model, not a curated record. Gene Ontology annotation, molecular function: cysteine-type endopeptidase inhibitor activity. The transcript is spliced from 3 exons. The coding region runs from base 89 to 496 and encodes 135 amino acids. Lineage: Eukaryota; Metazoa; Chordata; Amphibia; Anura; Pelobatidae.
UUUUUCCAUUCUUGGGUAGGCUCCGACAGAGGCUGCUGCAAAGAAAUCUCAAGCAAGCAAGAAAGGAAAUCUGCAACAAAAAGUAGACAUGGAAACUUUAUUUAAGUUUUGUGUUGUAGUGACUUUAGCUGUGCUUGUACAGGGAUAUCCACAGAUUCAGAAAAAACCCCAGCGCUUAGGAGGCUGGCAAGACAUAAAGGACGAUGACAAGUAUCUUCAGAAGGCACUAGAGUUUGCGACAACUCAGUUCAACGCAGAAAGUAACAGUAACGAGUACAUCACAAGAGUCGACAGGGUGAUCUGGGCCAAAAGACAGGUGGUGGCUGGCAUGAAGUAUCGAAUACGUGUUGAAGUUUUUUUCAGCACCUGCGGUCAGUCAGACUAUACUCCAGAAAGCUGCCAAGAUACCGCGCCCCAGAAAAAAGUAUGCACCUUUGAAGUCCUCACAGUUCCUUGGAUGGACACUACUGAGCUGAAACGCAAAACCUGCAUGUGAAGUCAUUGAAGAUUUGCAUUAAUGUUUACUCAUUUCCUAAGAAUCAAAAUGUUCCACUUAAUAAAAUACUAUUGUUUUUUUAACCAACAUUUUAUUGGAUUUUAAAGUGACAGAAAAGUAACUUUAACCAAAGCGUUAACAAUUAAAGUUUCUAUGUACUGGCGAAAAAUGAAAUCUUUGCAACUUUUACGACAUGUUCAAGUAUAUUUUAAAUGAAUAAUUUGUCAAUGUACCAACUCAAUGCAGAAAAAGCACUAAGAUUGAAAAUACGAUGAGCGAUGUACUGUAACUAGAUAGGUCCCUUUAUUCUAGUAUGUCUGUUACUAGGAAUAAACCCUUCACUGUAAAAAAGACUAAAAUAAUAAAAA